UGGCCCUAUAUAUGCCACUACAAAUUUCUUUCCAGGCAUUCAUUGAACAUCCACCCACGCAACAACAUGGCAUUAAAGGUAUUCAUUCUGGCAGCUGUUGCAGUUGCAUGUGCCUUUGCCGAUUUACCUCCAUCCUAUGGGGCUCCUGCUCCAUCCUACCACGCUCCAGCUCCUGUAGGUCCUGCUCAGUACAACUUCAACUACGCCGUGAAGGACGACUACUCCAAGAACGACUUCGGCCAUCAGGAGGCUCGAGAUGGUUACGACACAAAGGGAACCUACUACGUGCAGCUUCCCGACGGCCGUCUGCAGAAGGUGACUUACUACGUCAACGGUGACUCUGGAUACGUUGCCGAGGUGUCCUACCAGGGAGAAGCUUACUACCCACAGCCCGCCAAAGGAUACCAACCGGCUCCUCAGGUCGGCUACGCUUAAACGUAGUUUGCUAGACCAUGAGACCUACAUCAAAGUUCCUUGGUUUCCCUAAUGUCAUUUGUUAAUCUAUUUUCAAAGAACCAACUUAAAAAAACACACGAAAAAAUUAAUAAAGUUGAAAAUGAA
Messenger RNA from Macrobrachium nipponense, 561 nucleotides. RefSeq names its product pro-resilin-like. The record is from RefSeq and is a predicted model, not a curated record. The transcript has 3 exons. The coding region runs from base 67 to 435 and encodes 122 amino acids. Gene Ontology annotation, cellular component: extracellular matrix. Lineage: Eukaryota; Metazoa; Arthropoda; Malacostraca; Decapoda; Palaemonidae.